AUGGCUAAAGCUAUUCCUGCCCUAGUUCUAGUAUUCAGGAUCUUUACCCUUGUGGCCUGUGUUGUUUCUGGGCUGCUUCUCGCUCUCGACAACUUUACAGAUGAUGGUGAAAAUUUUCAUUUUUAUGAUUUCAUUUCAUUCAGGUAUGUGCUUUGUGCAGCAGCAAUAGGAGCAGCAUACAGCCUACUACAGCUACCAUUUAACAUAUACUAUACCUGCACCAAUAAGCGCUUGAUCCGAAACGGAUGCAUGCCGAACUUUGAUUUCUAUUCCGACAAGGUAGUGACCCUGGUUCUAGCUUCCGGUGUCGGAGCUGGUUUCGCAGCGGCAUUCGAGCUCAAAAAGGCUUUCAAAUUGUUACUUGCUCUGAUAGCGUUCGCGCAACUAGCAGCUCAGUCAGCUGACUAUGAUGUCGACAAUACCUCUACUUCGGUUCAAGAUCCAUCGAAGUACAAUCACUUCUUUGACAUGGCAAUUAUUUCCAGCGGGAUUCUCUUGGUUGGAGCUGUUUGCACGGCCGUGGUUUCGAUUCUCACUUCCAUCACUCGGACUUCAAAUUCGGGUUUCUUUGGAUAA
This is a messenger RNA of Fragaria vesca subsp. vesca, 576 nucleotides long. Its product is annotated as CASP-like protein RCOM_1206790-like. The transcript is spliced from 2 exons. Lineage: Eukaryota; Viridiplantae; Streptophyta; Magnoliopsida; Rosales; Rosaceae. The record is from RefSeq and is a predicted model, not a curated record. Bases 1 to 576 code for a protein of 191 amino acids.